UGCGAAAAAUCGGCUCGUGCGGUGUUGAACUUUAGUAUUUGCAAAUAAACGUAAAGUAUAAGUUAAAGACAAUGAAUUCCAUUCGCAUAGCAUUACAGAAAAAUGUGCACCAGCUACGAAAAUUCCACAAAUGCAUGGCAGUGUGUCAAAAUGAAGUAUCUGCUUCAAUGGCGGACAAAAUGACAAUUCCAGUUCCUGAAGGUGUGGAUAAGCCAGUGAGUGCUAAGAUCGACAAAAUAGCACAAGAUAUUACAGGAUUAACGCUGAUUGAGGUUGCAGAGCUCAGUGAUGUUCUGAAAAAGCGAUUAAAUCUCCCAGAUGCACCUAUUAUGCCAGUGGGCGGAUUUGCAGCUGCUCCAAAACAAGAAGAUGAUGAACCUGAAGCUCCAAAGGCUGUGCAAAGUGCAUUUACUGUUAAGCUCGUCAAGUUUGAGGACAGCAAAAAAGUAGCGCUCAUUAAGGAAAUUAAGAACCUUCUUCCUGGAACAAAUCUCGUUCAGGCGAAGAAAUUCGUUGAGAGUGUUCCUGUUGUUGUAAAGGCUGACCUACCAAAGGACGAAGCUGAGAACUUAAAAGAGGCGUUAAUCAAAGUUGGUGGUGUAAUCGAAAUUUCAUAAGUAGCACUUUAGUUUUGUUUACACACAUUUUAUUGUAUCGGUGUUUA
Belonocnema kinseyi is the source of this 664-nucleotide messenger RNA. It is a transcript of the gene mRpL12, whose product is annotated as 39S ribosomal protein L12, mitochondrial. Gene Ontology annotation, biological process: mitochondrial transcription; translation. Gene Ontology annotation, molecular function: structural constituent of ribosome. Bases 72 to 617 code for a protein of 181 amino acids. The transcript is spliced from 4 exons. Gene Ontology annotation, cellular component: ribosome; mitochondrial large ribosomal subunit. Lineage: Eukaryota; Metazoa; Arthropoda; Insecta; Hymenoptera; Cynipidae. The record is from RefSeq and is a predicted model, not a curated record.